Seminavis robusta is the source of this 3459-nucleotide messenger RNA. NCBI's taxonomy places the organism in Eukaryota, Bacillariophyta, Bacillariophyceae, Naviculales, Naviculaceae. The record is from the annotation of a GenBank genome assembly.
AUGUCCAACUUCACGGACGUGCUUCCCACCUGCAGUGCGGAGACUCACUCCUGCCAAUGUCAGUGUGAGGAUGCCUGCAUCAAGGACGACGACGGCACCGUUGCGACCACGCUGAACAUUCUUACAUGGGAACUCAACUGCCUUCGGCUCGAGAGGCGUACCGCCGAGUUUGAAGCCAUGUCGGGGAUCCGAGUGAACAUUCAGUGCGUGACGGCUCCACUCACUCGAGAUGAAUUCCAUGCGGAGAUUCUGAGCGAAGCCAAGACACAGACAGGAUUGCACGACGGGUACACGUUGGGUCCUCAUCUGUACGGAGAUCUCGACUUGCUGGAAGGACUUCAUGACCUAACACCUCUGAUCCGAGAGGGUGCCAUUGGAUCCAUGGGAGGCUUUGACUUGAACUGGAAUGAUAUCUUUCUCUUUGCGCGAGAGAAUGGUGCCGUGUAUGAUCGAAAGAUUGUGGGAAUGCCCAUUGAUGGAGAUGUCCAUUCGCUCUACUACCGAAGAGACUUGUUCGACAAGUACAACAAGACACCCCCGGCCACCUGGGAAGAGUACACGGAACUGGCCAAGUUCUUUCAUGGCAAAGUGGAACCCCUUCCUGGAAACGCCACUCAGCAAGUGGAAAUCACGGGAAGCUGCGUUGGAAAGUUGGAGCGUACCGAGUUCUGGGUCUUUCUCGUCCUAUCGUCCAUGACACAGAAUGCUGGAACCAGGUCGGGAAAUCUAUUUGACCCAGUUACCAUGGAGCCCCUCUUGGGUGAAGCCUUUGUCAAGACUCUGCAGUUCAUGGAAGAACAGUUCGCCUAUGGAGCGGAAACGGAGUACACCGGGUCCUUCAAGGACAUUAAUCUCGACAAGAUGAAUGAAGGCCGUUGUGCCAUGACUUACAUGUGGGGUGAUUCCUUCACCGAGGGUGCCAAGGCUCCACCCACGUCCUACAUUGCGGGCUAUCUUGGAACCGCGCCCACACCUGGAUCCAAAGUCUACUUGGACCGAGAGACGCAAAUGCUCAAGGAUUGUACCGACACGACCUGUUCGUGUAACAAUGCCGUGUACAAGGGACACGAAACUGACACUGACUGCAUCAAUUCCGCUCCCUAUGCGGCGUUCACCGGAUGGGCCGGAGCCUGCAGCAACUACACCACUCCCGACAAGAAGAGAGCCUGUGCCGAAUUCUUUGGAUACAUUUCCAGUCCUGCCACCUCUGUGGAUGAUACCAUUCCCAAUGUGACAGUGGGGGCGCCCUUUAUCAUUGUCGAUCCCUUCCGCAACAGUCAUACCCGUCUGGUCGACUGGACGGACCGAGGUUUGCCGGAAGAAAUGACCAAAGAGUACAUUGAUACCAUCAAGAACCAAUUGAAUGACCCCAAUGUCGCCUUGGAUAUGCGUAUUCCGGGUAGUGCAGACUUUCAAGCCGCCAUGAAUGCCGUCUUUCGAGACCACUUGGGAAAAGUGGAAGCCAAACGGCUCCAGGGACUGGUCGGAGACGAUUUGCUACUGACCGAUUAUGAUCGCUGGGAAGCCGAGUUGGAGGUUCGUAAUCGAUGGAAGAAGAUUAUCAACUUGUAUGAUCGAACCCAUUCGCCACCACUUUUGGAAGUGUAUCAACGAAAUCUGGGUGUGUACUCGGAGGACGCGGCAUCAGGAAGCAGCAUUGGAGCCGGACCUAUCGUGGCGAUUGUCGUUGCCAUUUUGGCAGUCAUUGUUGGAGCCGUUUUCUUUGUCGUUCGAGAAAAGCAGCGCAAGAAUGAUCAAGUUUGGAAGAUUGAAAAGGACGAAAUCAAGUUUGAAGAUCCACCCCAAAUUGUGGGACGUGGACGAUUUGGUGUGGUGUUGCUGGCGGAAUACCGCGGUUCGGAAGUCGCCGUGAAGCGUGUCGCUCAUGUCAAAGAAAACCAGGUCAACCAAACGGGAACAAUGUCGAGCCCAGAUUUUGAAAAGUGGUUUCAAGUCGACGAAGAAUCGGCAAUCCCUGCUACGGAACACAAAAAGGAGGAUUCCAUGGGUACACGCAGCGGAGGUACAGAACGUACCAAAGAGAUCACCAGAUCUAUCACUAGAGUUUCUGGUGGUACCAGUCAAGGAAACAAGGCGAUGACGAGUCGACAAAUCCGGAAAGACUUCAAAAAUGAAAUGAGGCUGAUUUCUAGCCUGAGACAUCAAUGUAUCACAACAGCGGUUGGUGCGUACAUGAACUCAUCGGGCGACCCAAUGCUCGUUAUGGAGUAUAUGCAGCACGGUUCACUUUAUGACAUUCUCCACAAUAAUACCAUGGUGUUGGAAGGACCAAUGCUUCUGCAAAUGGUGGGCGAUAUUGCCCAGGGAGUGCGUUUCUUGCAUGCCUGCAAGCCACCGGUGAUCCAUUGUGAUCUCAAAGCCGCGAACAUCUUGGUGGACAACAGGUUCCGAGCCAAGGUUGCUGACUUUGGGUUGUCAAGUAGAGCUGGAGCUGGAGCGAUUGGAACUCCUUUCUGGAUGGCGCCUGAGAUCCUUCAGGGUGGUUCCAACACUGAAGAGUCGGAUGUGUAUGCUUUCGGCAUUGUUUUGUUUGAGGCGUUCGCGCGCAAGGAGCCCUAUGACGGAGAGGAUCCUGUUGAAGUAUUAAAGCUUGUGUGUGACAAAAGUGUCAACAAACGUCCACCGGCACCAAAGGACAGCCCGCCACAUAUCACAUCAGUUAUGAGUGACUGUCUGGUCGCCGAUCCUGCGGAACGUCCAAGCUUUGAAGAGCUGGACAAGCGUAUCAAGAGGAUUGAUGCAAAGAAGAUGUUCCUGGCAAGGCAAAGCAGAGUUCACAUGAACAGUGUUCCAACGACAUCUAUCUCACUCGACGAUAUCUUCCCUGCGCAUAUUGCAAAAAAGCUGAAGAACAACGAACCUAUCGAACCGGAACAUCACGACAUUGUUACAAUCUUCUUUUCAGACAUAGUUGGGUUUACCGAUAUUUCUGGGCAACUGGAACCACGAAAGGUUGCCAAGAUGCUUGGUCGCCUUUACAAUAAGCUCGACAAGGUUGCGGAAAAACAUGAAGUGUUCAAGGUGGAGACUAUUGGUGACGCCUACAUGGCUGUGACCAAUCUGGUAAAGGAUCAACCCGAUGAUCAUGUCAAACGCAUCGCCGAAUUCGCUGCAGAUGCUCUUGAAGCUGCAAACGACACCUUGAUUGACGAGGACAAUCCUGAAAAGGGCGUACUCAGCCUUCGAGUUGGAUUGCACUGUGGCCCCGUUGUGUCGGAUGUGGUGGGCUCCCUCAAUCCGAGGUAUUGUCUUUUUGGAGAUACCGUCAACACGGCCAGUCGGAUGGAGAGCAACUCGGAGCCGGGCAGAAUCAAUUGUUCCUCCGCGACUGCCAAGCUCCUCCAAGUUCAAAAGCCUGGUGUCUCCGUUACAUCUCGCGGUAUGAUCAACGUCAAGGGCAAAGGUAUGAUGCACACGUACUGGGUCAACCGUGACUAA